Messenger RNA from Suillus clintonianus, 864 nucleotides. RefSeq lists its product as uncharacterized. Bases 1 to 864 code for a protein of 287 amino acids. The transcript has 4 exons. NCBI's taxonomy places the organism in Eukaryota, Fungi, Basidiomycota, Agaricomycetes, Boletales, Suillaceae. The record is from RefSeq and is a predicted model, not a curated record.
AUGCCGGGUGAUGACGUCUACCCUGUAAUCCCUUACUUCCGCCCAACUCGACUCUUUAUACAACCCGCCAGUUCCCCAGAUGCUGGCAGGGUCGUCACAGCAUCUGAGAGAAAUCAUCGCCCUCGACCCUCCUUCACGCCAUAUUUCAUACCUGAACCCAGGGUCCUUCGGCCACCUGAGCCAACAGCUCCGAUGGCUGCCCUCGCUAUCCCAUCCACGAUUGCUGCCCCUGUUGCUUCACGGCCAAGCACACUGGUCCCUUUGUCACUCAAGUUUGUUGCUAUGCAGCCAGGAAUUACUGCUAGCGGAGUUGCACCAGCGGCCCCUGCCAUCUUUCCUGGUCCUGCUGCUGUGCAGCCAACUACACCAGCCCUCAUUAACGUCAAUUCCCUUGUCAAAAAACAGAUCCUCAAUUCUGCAAAAAGAAGAAUCUUACGAUUCUUCUUGACGGCAUCUGCAAUGGCCGGUACUGAUGAGUCGUCUUCCAUGCCAGGUAUGAAUGUUACAAUCCGAACGACAAGUAGUGAACGUCAGCAGGUGACAGCCAGCCUGGAACUGCUGUUUUCGGAAGCUAUUGGACAUGCGACCUCAGGUAUCUCACAAUUCCUCUCCACCUCGGCGUUACAUCGACAUCAACAACUCAACUACGCCUUUGGUGCUAUGGGUGCAGCUGUGAAAUUAGCACUGCGGGAGCAGAUUCCCCAUCCACCAGUCAUCCUGCCAUUCACGCAACACGAAGGGAGUGAGACAUUCGAGGACAUUGUGCGCUACAUUGGCAACAUGGAUGGUGUCCAGAGAAUUGCAUUCGACUAUCGGAAAUCUCAUAUGUUAAGCAUUGGGGACUCGCAGGUUCGAUCGAACUAA